Sordaria macrospora k-hell is the source of this 1872-nucleotide messenger RNA. The record is from RefSeq and is a predicted model, not a curated record. Lineage: Eukaryota; Fungi; Ascomycota; Sordariomycetes; Sordariales; Sordariaceae.
AUGCUCUCCGAGGUGAUUGCUGGCUCCCUGGCGGAGCUUGCAAAGAGAGAUGAAGAAGAUCCUGGGGCUGAAAACCCGACCAAGCAGGAGAUGUACUCUGCAAUGGCCAUCUUCAUCUUCAUCCUGCUUCUCAUGGCAGCCUUCUUCACGAGUUAUAUCAUGCAGGAGAGGAAGAUCCAGGCUGUCCACGAAACCGUUGUGUCUAUUUUUGCUGGUAUGAUUGUUGGCCUUGUCAUCCGAAUCUCCGGCAGCGACAACAUCCAAAGCUUGCUUAGCUUCAGUCCGCAAAUAUUCUUUAACCUGCUGCUACCUCCGAUCAUCCUCUCGUCCGGCUACGAACUACACCAGGCGAACUUCUUCCGAAAUAUUGGCACAAUCCUUACAUUUGCUUUUGCCGGCACCGCCAUAUCGGCUGUUGUCAUCGGCGUCUUACUAUGGCUGUACACCAGGAUCCCGCUCGAAGGGCUGGAGGUGACCUUUAGAGAGGCAAUUCAAGUUGGCGCGUCUUUGUCUGCCACAGACCCCGUUACCAUCCUGGCCAUCUUCAACUCCUUCAAGGUCGACCCGCAGCUGUACACGGUUAUCUUUGGCGAGUCGAUCUUGAACGAUGCCAUUGCCAUUGUUAUUUUCGAGUCGGCACAACAUGCAGAAGGAAACGGCACGAGAAUCGGUGUAGUCAGUAUCAUCCAUGGCAUCCUGUUUACCUACCUCAGGCGAUAUCCUAAGAUGGAGAGCUGCAUGAUCAUCCUAAUUGCCUACUCGACUUAUUUCUUUUCACAAGCCAUCCAGAUGUCCGGCAUCGUAUCGCUGCUCUUCUGCGGCAUCACACUUAAGCAUUAUGCUUAUUUCAAUAUGUCACGCCGGACUCAGCUGACCACCAAGUUCUUUUUCCAAGUCAUGGCGCAGCUAUCCGAAAACUUCAUCUUCAUUUAUCUCGGCUUGUCGUUGUUCACGGAGAAGAAUUUGGUGUAUCAGCCUCUUCUGAUUAUCGUCACUGUGUCAUCGGGCUCGGCGCCAUGGCAGGAAGCUGCGGAUGUAUUGCCUUAUAACUAUCAAGCCAUGCUCUUCUGGGCAGGCUUGCGUGGUGCCGUCGGUGUGGCUCUUGCCGCGGCGUUCACUGGCAAAAGCAGAUUUGCCUUGCAAGCGACCGUGCUUGUUGUCGUUGUGCUCACCGUCAUCAUUUUUGGUGGAACCACUUCCCGCAUGUUGGAGAUCCUCGAAAUCAAGACUGGUGUGGUCGAGGAAAUUGACUCGGACGACGAGUUCGAUAUCGAAGCCAUUCACGGCGGAACUUGGCACAAGCGAUCAGGUACAGGCAUCGGGUUCAGCGCCCCUCAUCGUGGAUCAACGGUGCCAUUGGGGAACCUCGAUACGGAGAGGAACGGAAGUCCUGGCGGCAAUGGUGGCAGGAGCGGGUGGGCUUCUGGACAUCGGUCCCCAAAUCCCAUGCCGAGAAGACAGUCGAGCCGUCUCGAUGUCAAGAACAGCAACGACCUCGAGAGGGUGGAUUUGCUGGGAGUCUCAGGGAACAACACAGACUCUGAAAUUGGUAGCGACAUCGACACAUCGGAUUUGCCACCACCGGCCCCAAGAAGGAGACCGAGCCCGAUACCAGGAGGCGGAGAUGCUGAUCUUGAAGCCGGACCUGGCGAGCGUGGCAGCGGAUGGAAUCGAUCACCCUCUAACAACGAAGGUGGUCAGGGCCUCAGUGCCACGGCUGCUAUUCGACAGCUCUUCAGCAGUGAAGAUCCAUCGGCGCUGUUUAGACAGUUCGACGAAAACUAUAUAAAACCGAAACUUUUACUAGACGGGGGACUAGGGGAGGACAUGGUGGUCCCUCGGGGUCUGGCUAGGAGCGUAGAACCCGGCUAG